CCGGGCGGGGGCGGGACUUCCUUUCUCGUGUGCCACUGACACCCCAAAGUGGAAGCUGGCUCUGAGCAAGGUUGCCAGUCGCUGUGGCCUUGAACGUGGUGCGCGGUGGUUCUCCCUUACUCCUGGCAGUGAUCCUCGCUCUCCUCCCAUGGCGCCUCACGGAGGCCUGGGAACUGGCUCCGAGAGGGCCGUGGAGGCGCGGCCACCCGCCCUCAGGAGCUUCCUCUGCAGGGCACUAGGUCUUUCCCCGCGAGUUUAUGCAGCCGCAGCUGUGGCCACAGAUUCGGAGGCUCAGGCGGAGGACCAGAAACUGCCUUCCUACGUGCCAGAACCCCAUUUACCGGAAUCAGGAUGGGAUCGCCUCCGGCAGCUGUUUUUCAAAGAUGAGCAUCAAAAAGUGUCAAAGGAACUUGAGAAUAUCUAUAAGGCAGCAGUUUCAGCAGGCAUCAUUGGUUGGGUAUAUGGAGGAAUACCAGCUUUUAUUGAUGCCAAACAGCGCUACAUUGAGCAUAGUCAAGCGGAAGUUUAUCACAGCCGACUUGAUGCUGCGCAAUCUGUACACCGAGCUGCCAUUCGAGGCUUUAUCCGGUAUGGCUGGCGCUGGAGUUGGAGAAUUACAGUAUUUGUGACUCUAUUCAACACAGUGAACACCAGCCUAAGUGUGUAUCGAAAUAAAAAUGCUCUAAGCCAUUUUGUCAUCGCAGGAGCCGUCACAGGGAGUCUUUUUAGAAUAAAUUUAGGCCUACGUGGCCUGGUUGCUGGUGGAAUAAUUGGAGCUUUGCUAGGCACUCCAGUAGGAGGUCUGAUGAUGACAGUUCAGAAGUACUAUGGUGAGACCAUUCAGGAAAGAAGAAAGAAGGAUCAAAAAGGUCUCCAUGACCUGAAAUUGCAAGAGUGGGAAACCAGACUACAAUUUAUAGAGCACCUCCCUGAAGAAAUUGAAAGUAACUUACAGAAAAAUCAAGCCAACGAAGAUAUUAGGAAAAUUGAAGCCCUGCUGAACCUUCCUAGAAACCCUUCAUCAGCAGAUAUGCAAGAUAAUAACUGAAAAUGCCCUGGAUAUUUGAAACUUUCGAAGAGUAAGAAAGUUAUGUUGCCAUAUCCAUGCUUUCUGACAUCUGUUAUGACAGAAAUUAAAAAAAAAAAAAAAAAAAAACUUUUUUAAAACCAA
Molecule: messenger RNA, 1171 nt
Organism: Erinaceus europaeus (western European hedgehog)
Lineage: Eukaryota; Metazoa; Chordata; Mammalia; Eulipotyphla; Erinaceidae
Gene: TIMMDC1
Product: translocase of inner mitochondrial membrane domain containing 1
Exons: 7
Coding region: 149-1048 (299 amino acids)
Cellular component (GO): mitochondrion
Source: RefSeq, a predicted model, not a curated record